Molecule: messenger RNA, 939 nt
Organism: Ruditapes philippinarum (Manila clam)
Lineage: Eukaryota; Metazoa; Mollusca; Bivalvia; Venerida; Veneridae
Exons: 3
Coding region: 1-750 (249 amino acids)
Source: RefSeq, a predicted model, not a curated record
AUGAAAGCUUUAUAUACGUUCCUCAUUGUCCUGGGUGUCGUUCUGGUACUGGUUACUAUUCUAGUUUGUGGUUUCUUCAUAAGGAAAAAGAAAGAUAAAGUAUCGAUCAGUCAUGUUGACUAUCCUCUAGAAUACUGGAAUGAUCGAGAAUAUAUUGAUAACAUCGUAGAGAAACGAUACACGCCGAGUUCUACGUUCACCGUCAAUCCUGUCUUUGACAAUAAAAGCUAUGGUCAAACUAGAUAUAAGAAAAAGGAGGAAUCAGAUUAUAAGAAACGAAAAGGCACGUCUACUAAAGACCAGAUCAGUGGUGGAAACGAGAAACCAAAGAGAUCAAAUGCUUUUAGAACUGUUUCUAAUGGUUCUGCGUCUAGUAACACCGAUCGUCCGAGGAAAACAAAGCAUGAUUAUACUGACAAAUACCUAGCUACUGCAACAGGAAGUAACUUUUACAACUACAAUCCGACACAGACGCAAGACGUUGUCAAGAAAACUACAGACCUUGAUGUAUCUACGGAGGACGAAUGUGACCGAGCACGUGGCCAAACUGACCAAUCAGGAACAAGUUCGUUCACAUCACCGAAAAUAAAAGGAAAACAGAAAGGAAAACAUGCUUCAAAAGGAGCUGGAAAUGAUGAGUGGAACGAACAUUGUCCUGAUGUUAUUGAAGACAAUCUGUAUUCAAUGAGCUAUAAGGAACAUCUCCGUCGCAGUCUGGAUUACUGGUCAGCUGAGGAAUCAGAUGCUUAGAUUUGUCUAAUCAAAGUGAUAAACCAGACAACACUUAAAUGUGACAAUUGCAAAUAUUUUUUAUUAUAAUUGCAAACAUCUAUUUCUUUAAUUAUUAACCAUUAUUGAAAAUGUUUCCUAUAUUAAUUCAUGAUAUUUAAAUGUAUAUCGAGUACAUAAUUUCAAUUUCAAGAUAUUUUAAGUUUUACA